CUGACGACUGGAGACAUGAUUUGUCAUUAUAUCCUACACUCCUAAAAUCCUGUAGAAAAUAUCGAAAAAUAUGUUUUAUACUUGGGACAAUUGAGGAUCUGGAGCCUUAAAACCUGCUACCAACUGGUAGUAUGGGCGUUAUGCUCUUGGCAACAGUGGCGGAUUUACAAAUUUGCCGCCAGUAGGCUGUUAAAUUUUUGCAGCCUCUACUGAACUCUGAAUUUUGAUAGGUACCUACCCGUAGUUCGCAAUUAAAACAAUUACCUUAAAUAUAUCUAGUAAUGAAAAAAAAUAUAUUGUUACAUUUUCAAGACUCAUUUUCAUUAUUUCUGUAAGAUAGAGGUUGUUAGGGUCAAAUAUGCAAGCCUACUUGCCUACUAAUAAAUCUGCCACUGCUUGGCAAUACAUGUUUCCAUGACAACAUCAAUCAAUAAUUCAGUUUACAAAUAUUCAGUACUUUACAUAUUUUUUUUUCAAUAAAUAAAAUGAGUUUCUGUGUAGAUUUAGUAUCUGAAGAUUCUUUUUAUGAAAAUAUUACAUUGGGUAUAACAAAACAUUUAGAGUCUGAUCCCAGGAUAUCAAACGUCGUAGUGGAACGUCGUGCACCGUGCGACAGAGUUGCACUUUCCAAUUGGGAGCAGAAGCAUUCUGCAGUGUUGCCAGAUGAUCUGCGCAACUUCUAUGCAUCCACUGACGGUUUCCAACUAACUUGGCAUUAUAAAUAUUCAGCUGAUGAAAUCUUACCUGUUGGAUCUAUUCGAGUUAACACUUUAAACGAUUUGUGCUUAUCGCCGGCACUAAAGGAUUUGUUAGAUUUUUCAAUGACGCGCCAGAACUCGGGCCCGCGUCCGCUGUUGAACACUAAGAGCAAGGUGUUCGAGUUGGACAACUGUAGGAACAUUGGAAAGGUAUGCCUAAUAUUCACCGGUGGGUCUUGGUCGGUGUGGUUGGCGACGAGGGAGGGAGCCUGGGGCUGGCUCGCCGACUCCUUCACUCAUUACUUCAGGAUGGCGCUGGUACACCUGGGGCUGCCAGGCUGGCAGGCUGCUUUUGCCAAUUUGCCUCUUAUACCGUGGGCUGAGCAACUGUUCCUUUUGCUAGCACCCCAUCUAUUGGACAAAACGGAGCCUGAGAACAAUUUGAUCAGCGUUAGCAGCGAGACUGGCUUGAACCACAUCGACCCGAAUAUUUUCAAAACUUCCGUGCGUCAACACAAAAAUACUUCGCGAACAGCAAACUCAUAGACGGAGAGCCAGCGACAGCCAGACCUUCGUCAUUUUAUGAAAGCUGAAAGUCAGCUCAUGUUCCUACUAUAGAUGAGUACCGUAACCAACUAUAGAGUAUGGACCAUAGUGGCUUUGGGAAAUAGCAGGUUUCAAGGAUUCAGACCCUCAAGCAUAAAGUAUAUUUUUUUAAUAUUUUUAUCGGCAUAUUAAGAGAAAUUAUAUCCCCAUUCAAGUUUGUGUUGCACUAUGGUUAGGCUUAAUUUAAAUGUGUUUUUUGUUGAAUAAUAAAUAAAUUCGCCAGACACUCGGCUUCAUGGCAAUCCUAUCCUAGAGACCAUUGAUGUUUCAAAUUAAAGUGUUUUUCGGAGCUAAGUAAGUAACUGGUAACUGGAAAUAUAAAUUCUCAUAUUAUGCCGAGGAAAAGAUAAAAAAAUUACACUUUAUACUUAGACGGUUGAAGGUCUGGUUUCUUAAAACCUGCUACCUUCCAAAGCCCCCACGGUUUAAACUCCUUAUUUGGCUACCGUACUUAUUAGUAUAGUUGGGCACCGUUAAUCAAAUAGUUAACUUCGUUAAUCGUUAAUCCGCGACAAAAAAGUUAGCAUCGUUAAACGUUAAACCGUUACAUUCCGGAAGAAUUAACGCAAGUUAACGUUAAUCGUUAAUCCGUUAACAUGACUGUGUAAUAUUACAUUUUUAUAUCAUUGUAUGAGAUCACCAUUGGAUAAAUAAGGAUGAGCACCGGGGAAAAGUGCCAUAAUUUGUUUUUUGUUGAUUUUAUCUAUACAUAUUUAACAUAAAUAUAGUAGUUAGUUGAUUUCUUUGAAAAAAAAUCAUUCAUCAUUUCUUUCUUUUCUGAACCUGUUUUUAUUAUGCGCCGUAAAUAGUAGGCAUUGGAU
Bicyclus anynana (squinting bush brown) is the source of this 2125-nucleotide messenger RNA. Its product is annotated as tubulin polyglutamylase complex subunit 2. The record is from RefSeq and is a predicted model, not a curated record. The transcript has 5 exons. The coding region runs from base 486 to 1244 and encodes 252 amino acids. Gene Ontology annotation, biological process: protein polyglutamylation. NCBI's taxonomy places the organism in Eukaryota, Metazoa, Arthropoda, Insecta, Lepidoptera, Nymphalidae.